AUGAGUGGAGAAGCAGCUGAGAAGAAGAGUGAACCGCCACCGUCCAAGAUCGAGGCUUUGGACGGCUCCAACUAUGAGGAAUGGAGCGGGCGGAUGCGGAGCGCCUUCAAGCGCUACAAGCUGCUGAAACUUGCGAUGGGAGAGGAGAAGAUACCAGAGGAAGGAGAUGCCCACGAUCGAUGGAUUGAGAAGAGCGCGGUGCUGUACGACUUGAUAAUGCAAUCGGUCAACAACGACAUGUUCCAGCACAUCAAAGACCUAGUGGAGCUGGACGACUCCGGACCGAAGGCGUGGAAGCUGCUACGCGACGUGGUUCAGCCCAACACGCUGCCAAUGGUGAUUGUGUUGGAGAAGGAGCUGGCGGCCCUCUCCAUGCGACCGGGAGACGAUGUGAAACCGGUCCUUGACAAGAUCAAGGACACUUACGCGAGGAUGGCAGCGGCGGGCAGCAAGGUGUCGGAGAUGCAGCAGUGCACCAAGAUCAUCUCGGUGCUCGACAACUCGUGGGACAACCUCAUCCCCACCCUCAACGUUCAGCAGGACAAGUGGACGCCAGAGUGGCUACGGCAGCAGAUCCUGCAGGAGGACUUCCGCAAGCGCCACACGGGAGGUGGUGCUGCCAACAAGACUGCUGAAGGGUAUGGAGCUGCAGGAGGUAGCAAAGGAAGAGGGGGAGGGAGAGGCCGAGGCCGUGGGAGAGGCUUUGGCAAAGGAAGAGGCCGAGGUGACUGCAACGAAGGGCAUGGAAGCUCCAGUGGCAGGGGGAGCACCCGAAUGGAGGGUGCAUGCUGGUACUGCAAGAAGGCUGGACACCCGUGGUUCAAGUGUUUCAGCCGGCCUGAAGGAUGGGCGCCUCCAGGCAUGAAGCCGCCAAGUGGUGAACGUGCACGAGGUGGUGCUGUGCAAGGUUCAGGUGCACAAGGUGAUGGUGCACAAGUGAGGAUGAUGUGGGUUCGGUUGGGAAGGUUGUGA
Molecule: messenger RNA, 972 nt
Organism: Closterium sp. Yama58-4
Lineage: Eukaryota; Viridiplantae; Streptophyta; Zygnematophyceae; Desmidiales; Closteriaceae
Source: the annotation of a GenBank genome assembly